Haliotis rubra (blacklip abalone) is the source of this 1808-nucleotide messenger RNA. RefSeq lists its product as uncharacterized. The record is from RefSeq and is a predicted model, not a curated record. The transcript is spliced from 4 exons. Lineage: Eukaryota; Metazoa; Mollusca; Gastropoda; Lepetellida; Haliotidae. The coding region runs from base 75 to 818 and encodes 247 amino acids.
UGUCGGCUGGUAUAAAAUUCUGAUCCAUUAAGGAUUGUCUUCCUCAUUCUCUUUGUGGAUGCGAACGACGAACGAUGUCGGCUCAUGUAGUCGCCACAUUAACAUUGUGUCUUAGUGUAACGAGACUGCAGGACACACAUGGUGAAAACAUUGCUUUCCGUAAACUUGCCAAACAGAGUAGUACUUAUCAAGGAAAUACUGCAAGCCGGGCCCUUAAUGAUACACACUCCACCACGGGGUCGUUAACAAGCGAUACCAAUCCUUCCUGGUGGGAGGUGGACCUGAGAGGUUACUUUGAUAUCAGCAACAUCACCCUCACAGCAGCAAACAACGGAUGGGUUCAACACAUGAGAAAUGCCUACGUGGAAGUGAUGGACAAAAAUGUCAGCCUCUGCUCUGACGCCCAGGUGGAGUGGUGUGGGAAUGUGUCAAGCACUGUUACCAAGAAAGAGAAAUUCAUCUUCAUCUGCAAUGCCACUUUCCCCAUUCGCUUCAUCCGUGUCACAAGGCGUUCUACAGAAAACAUCCGUUUGAGUAUCGGACAUGUUGAUGUUCAAGGUGUCGGGGCUACGAAGCGAUAUCGAUCCUACUACACGCCAACGACGGGGAGGAAGGUGACCAACCCAUCCAUGACUACAUCAGCCAUAACAGCAGGAGAAUGUGGCAUCCAUUGUCACCGAAAUCAUUCAUGCAUCGACUUCAGCUACAACAAAACUGCGUCGACCGAAUCCAACUGUCUGCUAACCUACGAGGUCGUGCCGCAGAAUUAUGUGGCAAGUAAUGCCUGGACCAUGUACACCAUGGAUAACUGUCUGUAAAUUCUUUACCAUGUUUACAGUCAUCAAGUGGACACAAAUACAAUGCAUGCUAGAGCAGCUAUGAAAAAUUACUUAGGUGUCCCACUUCUUUUGCAUUAGAUCUCGAAUGUAACAAAUUAUAAUAGGUUUAAAAGCCGGCAUAUCAAAAUCAAUAUUUGCAGUGACAAUAUGGUGUUUUAAAAGAUUACACUUGUCAGCAUCAGCAAAAACAAGGGGCCAUAAUCCAAGUUAGAAUGUAUUGGCAACUUAUAUAAGCGGAGAAGGGUUACCCGAUUCAAAUUGGGUCGACUUUCAACAAAUCAUAGUCAAAGUCAAAUGAGUUUUUUAGUCAUUUGGUCUUCAUUUAUUGCAUGUUGGAAAAACGUUUAUAUCGCAUUUCUACCUUCAUCAUCUGACUUGGAGUACCAUCUACAACAUGUCAGUGUCUUUGUAGGGUUUAAUGUUUCAACAAAAUUAUACACAUUUUCUCUUGGUCUGAGAAGAUGUAAAGCCAUACUCAAAUGAACAAUUACGAAUUUUAUUAAGACAGAGCUGUACUUGUCUUUCAAUGGCAUGUAUAGUCUCACCACGACAUGAAGUAUUACAAUAAUCCACAAACAAAUCACCAGCUAUCCCGUCAUUUGAUACUUAUGAUAGACUAUUGAUUUUCAUAUUCAACAAAGUGACAGACAAAAUACUGCCUUGUGGAUCCUGAUAAUUAUGGUCAGACACGGUUGAUAAAAAAUGGCAAUCGUCUGUUAAACUCUACGAUAUAAAAGAAGGCAAACUGACAGCAUCUUAAUAUUUUACAAUACUAAUCUUCCAUGUAGUAUUUAUUUUAAAAACAAGAUUGAUACAGCAUGCUGAAUAUUUAAAAUGCCGUUGAAAUUUUAAUGAAAGAUUCUAACCAAACCAAAUGUUCAAUGAAAUCAUUCCAGCCAGAGUGAGUGAGUGAGUGAGUUUAGUUUCACACCACACUCAGCAAUAUUCCAGCUAUAUGGCGGCGGUCUG